This is a messenger RNA of Lagenorhynchus albirostris (white-beaked dolphin), 5975 nucleotides long. RefSeq names its product LIM domain 7 (gene LMO7). Gene Ontology annotation, biological process: regulation of signaling; regulation of cell adhesion. NCBI's taxonomy places the organism in Eukaryota, Metazoa, Chordata, Mammalia, Artiodactyla, Delphinidae. Gene Ontology annotation, molecular function: protein binding. The record is from RefSeq and is a predicted model, not a curated record. Bases 646 to 5235 code for a protein of 1529 amino acids. The transcript has 31 exons.
GAUAAUAUAAACGUUUUUUUGAAAGCUUGUGAACAGAUUGGAUUGAAAGAAGCCCAGCUUUUCCAUCCCGGGGAUCUACAGGAUUUAUCAAAUCGAGUCACUGUCAAGCGAGAAGAGACUGAUAGGAGAGUGAAAAAUGUUUUGAUAACUUUGUACUGGCUGGGAAGAAAAGCACAAAGUAACCCCUACUAUAAUGGUCCCUAUCUUAAUUUGAAAGCAUUUGAGAAUCUUUUAGGGCAAGCUCUGACUAAGGCACUUGAAGAGUCCAGCUUCCUGAAGAGGAGUGGCAGAGACAGUGGUUACGGUGAUAUCUGGUGCGCUGAGCGUGGAGAAUUUCUUGCUCCUCCAGGCAACUAUAAGAGAGAAGAUUCAUUUGAAAGCUUGGACUCUUUGGGGUCUAGGUCAUUCACAAGCUGCUCCUCUGAUAUCACGUUGAGGGGGGCACGUGAAGGUCUCCUAGCUGUGUGUUCAACCGCUUCCUGUAGCCUCCUCUCUGUUACUACUGUAGACUCCUGCCAGGCACGGUGGAGGGGACGAGACUGCCUUUGGCUCAGGUUUACCCUGCAGGUGUGCUCCUGCCUAGAGCCCACAGCUCCCAGGUCCUCAGGUUGUGAAAGUGACACAGAUUCUGAAUUUACAUUCAAAAUGCAGGACCAUAAUAAAGAUGAUAUGUCAUAUCGAAGGAUUUCGGCUAUUGAACCAAAGUCCGCUUUACCAUUUAAUCGCUUUUUACCCAACAAGGGUAGACAGCCAUCCUAUGUGCCGGCGCCCUUAAGGAAGAAAAAGCUGGACAAAAAUGAGGAUAACAGAAGAAGCUGGACAAGCCCAGUCUGCAUAGAAGCCGAUGGAACAUUUCCAAGCAGAGCAAAGCAUGAUUUUUCGAAUCCAGAUUCCUAUCAGAAGGAGGUGUAUGGUUCUGAAAGUGGAUCAGACUCGGAGGAGGAACGGAGGUUGCCGGAUAUAGUUUUGGAUGACUUAGCCAACCGUAGAUUCCAAAUGAAAAAGAGGCCCGAGGGUUUCAUCUCGAAAAGCAUCUCUCCUAAGUCUUGUGCACCAGUCUUUUCUCCUGCUGACCCAUUAGCCACUGAGCUAUACAGAAUGACGAGUAACGAGAGGAGAACUUGGGGCACAAACGUGGAGAACUGGCCAACAGUACAAGAAACUUCAGACUCCUCUUGUUAUUUGGAAGAGGCAGAAGAAAAGACAAGCAUACCCAACACUGUAAGGGAUGAUCUUUAUGUGCGAAAGCUAAGCCCCAUCAUGCCAAGCCCAGGGAAUGCUUUUGAUCAGUUUCUUCCCAAAUGCUGGAUCCCAGAAGAUGUGAACUGGAAGCGAAUAAAAAGGGAAACUUAUAAACCAUGGUAUAAAGAAUUUCAGGGCUUCAGAGGGAAUUCAGACUCUGACGAUGAGGAUUCAGGCUCUGACAGAAGCUCCGCCAUUUUUAGUAGAAUACAAAAAGCAGAUCAUAGGCUAGACAGCAACUGUCAAAGAUGUUCACUCUUGCUGGAACUGGCUAAGAAAUGGACCAGAAACUCCCGGGACACCCAUGCAGCCAGGAGAACUAGUGGUGCUUCAGAUGAGCCCAGUCAGUUUUUAUUACUUCAGGCCCUCCAGACAUAUUCUGAUGACAUCUUGUCUUCUGAAACACAUAUCAAAAUUGAUCCCACUGCUGGCCCAAGGCUCAUAACACGCAGAAAGAAUCUCUCUUAUACACCAGGAUAUAGACCAGAUGACCUGGAGAUGCCAGCCCUGGAUCCUGACUUAGAGAAUGAUGAUUUCUUUGUCAGAAAGACUGGGGCUUUCCAUGCAAACCCAUGUGUUCUUCGGGCUUUCGAAGACUUAAGAAGGCUUUCUGGGCAAGACGAUCCUGUAGAGCAAGAUAUAAUACUGCAGUGUAGGGAAGGUGAACUUGUACUUCCAGACCUAGAAAAAGAUGAUAUGAUUGUUCGCCGCAUUCCAGCACAGAAGAAAGAGGUGCCUCUGUCGGGAGCCCCAGAUAGAUACCAGCCAGUCCCUUUCCCCGAACCCUGGACUCUUCCUCCGGAAAUUCAAGCAAAAUUUCUCUGUGUACUUGAAAGGACAUGCCCACCUAAAGAAAAAAGUAAUAGCUGUAGAGUGUUAGUUCCUUCCUGGAGGCAGAAGAAAGAUGACAUGUUGGCUCGUAAGAUCCAGUCUUGGAAGCUGGGAACUACUGUGCCUCCAGUCAGGUUCACCCCUGGUCCCUGCAGCGAGGCCGACUUACAGAAGUGGGAGUCCAUCCGGGAGGCCAGCAGACUUAGGCACAGGAAGCGGCUGAUGGUGGAGAGACUCUUUCAAAAGAUUUAUGGUGAGAAUGGGAGCAAGUCCAUGAGUGAUGUCAGCGCAGAGGAUGCUCAGAACUUGCGUCAGCUGCGUUACGAGGAGAUGCAGAAAAUAAAGUCACAGUUAAAAGAACAAGAUCAGAAAUGGCAGGAUGACCUUGCAAAAUGGAAAGAUCGUCGGAAAAGCUACACUUCAGAUUUGCAGAAGAAAAAAGAAGAGAGGGAAGAGAUUGAGAAGCAGUCGCUUGAGAAGUCUGAGAGAAGAUCUAAGACAUUUAACGAAAUGCUGCAGGACAGGGAAUCCCCAAAUCAGAUGUCUACAGUGACAUCGAGGAGGAAACUGUAUUCUUCUGAUGAUGGAGUGAAUGAAGAAAAACUUCCCCCUAUGCUGACUAUGUCCGAAGUAAGUUCCCAGAGUGAGAGAGUAGAAGAGAAGGGAACCACUUAUCCGACGGAAAUUCCUAAGCAAGAUUCUACAGCUUUUGCAAAAAGGGAGGCUACUAUCACAGCUGAAAUUCAGCUUCCUUCGAAAAGCCCCGUGGAAGAACAACGCCCAGCCUCUUUGUCUUCUCGGCAUUCACGACAAAUGGAGUCAACUCGAGUUUCAGCUGCUCUCCCUAGAAGUUACCAGAAAACUGAUGCGGCCAGGUUAACGUCUGUGGUCACACCAAGACCUUUUGGAUCUCAGUCAAGGGGAAUCUCAUCACUCCCGAGAUCCUACACGAUGGAUGAUUCUUGGAAGUAUAAUGGAGACGUAGAAGAAAUUAAGAGAACCCAAAGCAGUUCGGUCAGCAUCUCUGUGCAAAGACCUGACACGAGCCAGCUUGCGUCCAGGUCAUCCAGCGAAACAGAGGCAUCAGCACCCAGAGAAAGUGUGAUGAGGCUGCUCUCUCCUACACCCACCUUCUCAUCUCCUUCCCAGGGCCAGGCUGCCACUUCGAAAGACACGUUAUCUUCAACAUCUAGCCCUGAUUUAACGUCUGAGCUUGGAGAAGGGAGAAGCUCACCACAGACAGAGGUCUCAAGAUCACAGGAUCAGUUCAGUGAUAUGAGAAUCAGCAUAAACCAGACGCCUGGGAACAGCCUUGACUUUGGAUUUACAGUAAAAUGGGAUUUUUCCAGGAUCUUCGUAGCAUCAGUCGAACCAGGUAGCCCAGCAGAAUUUUCUCAGCUACAGGUAGAUGAUGAAAUUAUUGCUAUCAACAACACUAAGUUUUCACAUAAGGACACAAAAGAGUGGGAGGAAACCAUGGCUAAUGCUCAGGAAACUGGAAACCUAGUAAUGGAUAUCAGGCGCUAUGGAAAGUCUGACUGGGGCAAAGACCAGCCUUCCCUGCCAUUUACACGGCAUAAAACCCUCAAUCUCACCAGUAUGGCUACCAAAAUUAUAGGUUCACCUGAAACAAAGUGGAUUGAUGCAACUUCUGGAAUUUACAGCUCAGACAAAUCUUCAAAUCUAUCAAUAACAGCUGAUUUCUCAGAAAGCCUUCAGAAUUCUAAUACUGAAUCAAAGGAAAUUAAUGGAAUUCGUGAUGAAAGCAAUACUUUUGAAUCAAAAGCCUCUGAACCUAUUUCUUUGAAAAACUUAAAAAGGCGAUCACAAUUUUUUGAACAAGGAAGUUCCGAUUCUGUGGUGCCUGAUCUUCCAGUCCCGACCAUCAGUGCCCCGAGUCGCUGGACGUGGGAUCAGGAAGGGGAGCGGAAGCGGCAGGAGAGGUGGCAGAAAGAGCAGGACCGCCUGCUGCAGGAAAAAUAUCAACGUGAACAGGAGAAGCUAAGGGAAGAGUGGCAGAGGGCUAAGCAGGAGGCUGAGAGAGAGAAUUCCAAGUACUUGAAUGAGGAGCUAAUGGUCCUAAACUCAAACAGCAUUUCUCUGACCACACGGGAGCCUGCUGUGGCCACCCGGGGCGAAGAGUCCAAGGCACCUGACAGCGAAGGAACCCCGGCAGAGGAGGAAACGAGGCAGCAGCAGCAGCAAGAGAAAGACCAGGAGCAGAAGCGGCGCCAGGCAGAGGCAGAGGCAGACGAGCAGAAGCGCCAGGCGGAGAGAGAGAGGGAAACUUCUAUCCAAAUAUACCAGUACAGAAGGCCGGUUGAUUCCUAUGACAUACCAAAGAGAGAAGAAGAAUCUUCAGGUUUGCUUCCUAGUGACAGGAAUAAAUCCAAAUCCACUACUGAACUGGAUGAUUACCCCACAAACAAAAAUGGAAGCAAUAGAUAUCUAGACCGAACUGGGAGCAGUAGCUCAUCGCAGAAAAGCUCCAAGAAGGAACAAGUCCCAUCAGGAGCGGAGUUGGAGAGACAGCAAAUCCUUCAAGAAAUGAGGAAGAGAACGUCCCUUUAUGAUGACAACAGCUGGAUCCGACAGCGCAGUUCCAGUGUCAAUAAAGAGCCUAUUUGUCUGCCUGGGAUUAUGAGAAGAGGUGAAUCUCUAGAUAACCUGGAUUCCCCGAGAGCCAGUUCUUGGCGACAGCCCCCUUGGCUCAACCAGCCUUCAGGAGUCUAUGCCACUUCCUCUGUCCAAGACUUCAGUCGCCCCCCACCUCAGCUGCUGUCCACUUCGAACCGUGCCUACAUGCGGAACCCCUCCUCCGGCGUACCCCCUCCCUCAGCGGGUUCCGGGAAGACCACCACCCCGUCCCCCAUACUGCGCAGCCAUUCCCCUGCGGUUCCGCAGCCCGGCUGCCAGCCACGCAACAGGUCGGUCAGUGGGAAGCGCAUGUGCUCCUAUUGUCAUAACAUUCUGGGCAAAGGAGCCGCCAUGAUCAUCGAGUCCCUGGGUCUUUGUUAUCAUUUGCAUUGUUUUAAGUGUGUGGCCUGUGAUCGUGACCUCGGAGGCUCUUCCUCAGGAGCCGAAGUCAGAAUCCGAAACAACCAACUGUAUUGCAACGACUGCUAUCUCAGAUUCAAAUCUGGACGGCCAACCGCCAUGUGAUGUAAGCCUCCACACGAAAGCACUGUUGCAGAUAGAAGAAGAGGUGGUUGCUGCUGGUAUAGAUCUAUAAAUACACGUUGUAUGUCCUUUUGCUCUCUUUUUUAAAAAGAAUAAUACUUUUUCUGGCCUCUUUAGAUUACAUCAGAGCAUUAUAGUCUUGGUAGAACCUGUAUUUUUGUUGUUUAUUUAUAAGAAGGUAAUUAUGUGUGGGGAAAAGUGCAGUAUUUCCUUUUUGAAUUCAGCAUUAUAAAAGCACAGGGGAAAAAUAAGAACUUCGAAAUAUUUUUUUGAUGCUGAUAAUGAUCUAGUUUGACUUUCUAAUGGUGUUUUGAGGAGGGUUAUUUUAUUGUUUUUUUUUUUUAAAGUUUUGGAAACAUUAUUUGAAAUAGUUAAUAUAAAUAUGUAAUUGCAUUUGCUCUGUUUAUUAUAAUGUAUUCUAAAUUAAUGCAGAACAAUACGGAAAAUUUCACUAAAAUCCACCCCCAAAUUUGCUUUCUGUAUCUUUCUUUUCAUUUAUGUAAUAUUAUUAAAUUUUUUUUUAGCUUAUAUGACAUUUUAUUUGCUUGAUGAGGGGAGCUCUAUUUUCUUCACCAGAAUUGUCACUAAGCAAUUCCCAGUAGAAAUUGCUUCUUUUCAUUCAUGGAAAAUCAUCAUGGUUUGUAUGCCAGAAGUUUUCUCCAGAAACUAGUGAGCCUUUCUGUUCAACUGCAUUUGUAAAUAAACUUGCUGAUGCAUUUAAA